Molecule: messenger RNA, 5967 nt
Organism: Malassezia japonica
Lineage: Eukaryota; Fungi; Basidiomycota; Malasseziomycetes; Malasseziales; Malasseziaceae
Exons: 2
Coding region: 1-5967 (1988 amino acids)
Source: RefSeq, a predicted model, not a curated record
AUGGACAGUUUGCGAGCACAAGCGCGGCCACAGCAGCCCGGCAAGGCCGCCAAGCUCAGCGCGUUCGAGACGUGGGAGCGUGCCUCGCCGCGCCGCGAGCCUGACUUGUUUGCAGGCCAGGAGAGUGCAAUGUGGCGCACACGGUCAUCCGGUGAUGCGCCUUCCGAUAUCAGCGGCCUCCGUGCGCCUCGCCUCGCGUCAUGGGACUUUGAAGAGCCUAAUCUAGGCUUCACCAUGCCCCAGUCGCCCGACGCGUCGCCUAGCCCCCGCAGCCCGCCGCAGCCGCGGCCGCGGCCGGGGGCGAAGACGACGCCGCGCAUUCCCAGCGGCUCGCCGCCGCUGCAGGACUCGCCCCAGAAGCACACCAGCCGUUCUGCCGUGCCGCCGCUGCCGCGCGACGCAGCCGAGCGUGUGCGCCAGGCCAAGCCCAAGACCAAGGGCAGCGCGCAGCGCAAGCCUGUGCAGCGCUUGCGGAGCGCAUCACCGCAGGCACCCGAGCCCACCGCGCCCGUGCCGCCGGUGCCCCGCAUCGCACCCCAGGCCCAGGCCCUGGCGGCCGCCGCCGCGCCCAAGACGCGCGUGUCGCGGCGAGCGCAGUCCACCUCGACGCACUCGAGCGCCGAUGCAUACAGCCGCGCUGAGCAGCGCCAGCCGAAACUGCGCCGCACCGUGUCGACCGUGACAAUUGUGCGCAAGCCGUCGGAGGAGCGUGUGCCUGACGUGCCCGACCUGCCGCAGACGGACCGGCAGGGCGUGCCGCUGCGCCAGCUCGUCGACCGCCCGUCGCAGCGCCCUGGAAGCACGGGCGAUAAUUGGGCCGCGGCGUUUGACGCGUUCGACUCGUACGAGCCGACCGUGCCGUCGCUCGACGCGUACGCGCCGCAGACAAAGCGCCGCCUCUCGCGCCGUGGGUCCAGGGAACGCCGCGCGAGCGAGCCGUACGCGCGCGAGCCGCCGGCAGAGCUGCCGGCGCGCGCGCCGCCUACCGAGCCCCGUGCGCAAGAAGUGCCGCCCGAGCCGCAAUCGGCGCCAGCGCCGCGCCUACCGAGCGAGCCGCCGCGCAUGCAGAGCGCCACGAGCGAGCCGCACAGUGCGCCAGUCACGAGCGGUGCUGCGCCGAGCGAUGCGAUGCCGGAAGCAGACGCCUCGAUGCAGACCGUGCACGAUCUCGCGCCGCAGGACGACUCGAGCUCGUGCUCGUCGCUCGAGUCGGAAAUGAGCCGGCCGUUCAAGUCGCCGCCGCAGCGCAAGACGCAGAUCCGCGUGCUUUCGCGGAGCAUCGAGCGAGUAAUGUCGCCCGAAGGCGACUCGCCGUACAUGUCGCCGACGUCCUAUUCGGCCUGGUCGCCUCGCCAAGUGGUGCGCAGGCAGACGCUGCGGAUGCACCCAGAUACCGUAAUUACGCCGGUGCAGUCGCCGCGGUCGAGGCCGUCGCCGUCCAAGUUCUCGCUCGCGAACCUGCAGCGCACGCAGCGCGAGCCGAGCGGGCCGGGCUCGAUGCCGUCGAGCGUGUCGGCGCCGACGAUGCUCGCGCCUUCGGCAGACUUGCCGAGGACGCCGGAAGAACAGAUCGUGCGCUCGCCUAAUACGUCGUUCUUUGAUGGGGCGCUCGACGGGCCAGAGUCGUGGUUCGCCGAGACGUCACUCCCAGGCGAAUGGUCGCUGCAAGGCGCGCCGGCAGAGAGCAAGAGGGCAAGCAAGAUCAAGGCAGAGACUGUGGAGCCCAAGGCGCCGGUCGAGGAGCCCAAGAUGCCGAUCGAGGGGCCCAAGGUGCUUGUGGACGAGCCCAAGGCGCCGGUCCAAGAGCCCAAGGUGCCUACCGAGCCAGCGGCACCCAUCGACGAGUCAAAAGAAGCGAGCAUGGCCGACGAGCAGCCCUCGUCCAGGUCAAAGCACGCGUCCAAGCCGUCGCUCUCUGGUAUGGGCUUUGCAGGCGCUGCUGCAAGUGUCGGUGCCGCCGUUGCUGCGGUCGGCGCUGGCCUCGGAAUCCGCCGCUCGACGCAAGAAGUGCCAGACGAGGUCAAGGACGACCUGGCCGAUGCCGAAGCGCCCGCGCCCGAGCCCGAGACCAAGCCUCAGGCCGCGCCCGAGCCUCAGCCCAAGCCCGAAACCAAGCCCCAGGCUGCGCCCGAGCCCCAGUCCAAGCCCCAGCCGCAACGCAAGCCUUCUGUGCCCGUACGUGCUACCAAGACGCCUGCUUUGCCCAUGCCGCCGAUCGACGUCGACGGGCCGUGGUCGGUCAUUGUCCCUCCGAUUGUCAUGCCGCGCCCGCCCAAGGUCCCGCCCAUGGCGCAGACGCCCGAGGUGGGCUUGGGCGCGCACGCCGCUGGCGCCACGUCCGGUGCUGCCGGAGGUGCUGCGCUCGGCGCUGCCGCUGGGCCUGUCGGCGUGGCAGGCGGCGCGGCGGUCGGUGCGGCGCUUGGCGCUGCUGCGACGGCUGCGUCGCGUCCGGACGAUGCUGCGGACCAGGCACGCGCUUUGGCCGUGGAUACAACGGCCGAGGCGCCGUCGGCGGACUCGACGCUCGAUACGCCGAACCCUUGGCCCGAGCAGGCCACGGACCAGAAGGCGAUGGAGACUACGCAAAGCGAGCCAGAGCAGGCUGUGCCUGCGCAGACAACGGCGCCUGCGCAAGAGCCCGAGCCGCUUAUUCCAGAGCUCGUCGCCGAGCAGCCCACGGCAAAGGCCGAGCCCGCUGCGCAGGCUGAGCCUGCACGGACGGCUGCGCAAGCGCCCGCUGAGCAGGCGGCGCCCGAGCCGUCUGGGGCGGCGGUCCCCGACCAGGCCGAGACGAUGCAGAUGCUUGCCUCGCCUCCGGUCGCGCAGCGGUCCCCCGAAGCACAGCGGCAAGCGCCCGAGACGUCGCCGGCCCCCACCGCCGCGCCGUCCGAGGCGCUCAAUGCGACAGAGUCGCUGGCACCCGCCGCCGGCGCCACGGACGCGUCGCGCGCGUCUGUGCAAGAUGUGUCCGAGGCCACGCCUACUCAACCUUCGCCUGCGGUCCCCGCCGGGCCCCUUCCUUCGAACUCGGCAGUGAAGCUGCCUACGCCCUCGUUUGCUGACCUCUCUCCCCUUGCGCAUGCCCUCCCGGAAUCUACCCCCCCAACGCAAUCGGCCCCUAUCCAUGUGUCUACUGAGCCUACGUCAUCACGUUCGAUCCCUCCCCCAUCCGCCCCCCCGCCGUCGGUCCCGUCGGCGCCUGCGGAGCCUGUCGUCGGGCUCGGUGUGCCGAUGGAUGUGGCGGCGCGUGCGUCGCCCAGCAAUCCCUUUACACCUGCGCCUGCGCAGCUCGCUCCUUCCGAGGCGGAAGAGCGUCCCGUCUCGCGCAGUGCCAUGUCGACAGAGCCGUCGUCGCGUCCCGAGUCGUCGGCAUACAGCGACUACCAGCUCUUCCAAGAGGCUGCGAGUCAGCUGUCGUACAACGAGUCGCCUCCGAUCGAAGUGGUGCAGCCCCGGAUGGAGCCUCCCGUAAUGGAGCUCAACACGCCCCGUGUCUCUGAGGACGGCGCUGUGCCGCCGACGCCGAGCCGCGCCGCUGCGCCACUCGACACAGAGACGCCGACGCACGGUGGGCGCCAGGCGCUCGCCGGCGCGCUUGCCACCGAGGCCGCGGCGCGCGUGCGUGACACGUCGCCCAUGCCCGGCCAGCUUGGCCCCGAGGUCGAGGCGAACCUUGCGCCGCAAACUGUGCCGAUGCCGGACCCGUGGCGCAAGACGCCGACCAAGCGCAGCACGCCGAAGCGUGCACAAGACAAGCGGCAGAGCACGCCGCGCUCGAUGCCCGGCGAGCUCUCGCCGACCGUGCCUCGUGCGUCGCAGGCGAUUGCUCUGGAUGAGAAUGCGUGGGCCAAGGCGAUGCUCGCGCCGGACGACACGCUCGAAAGCGAAAUGACCGAUGUGCCUGCGCCACUGCCGACGCGCCCUCGCGCGGGUUCGUCGCCCCGCCGCGCGUCGCCGCGGCGUGGCGCGCCCCGGACCACCUCGCCACGGAUACCCAAAUCGUCGCCGCGUACGGAUCGCUCGCCGCGUACGGAUCGCUCGGCGCGCACGGAUCGCUCACCGCGCACGCGCCCUGCUGCGCCGGAGCACUCGUCGGCAGAAAUGUACCAGGCGCCCGUCUUUCCAGCGCCGGUUCGUGCGCCGUCGCCGCCGCCGCCGGAUGGCGAAGUCGAGGCGCGUGCCGAGUGGGAGCAGAAGCAGCUGGCCGCCAAGCCCGAAGCGGAAGUCGAUCUCGACCAGCCGCUCGAGAUGGUGCCUGCCCCGGACCCGCUGGCCUACCUGCGCGAGGUGUCGAUGCCCAUGUCGCCUGUUGCCGACAUGUCGCGCACAAGCGGCAUGAGCACGCAGCAACUGCAGCGCAUGCAGGCCGACGAGCAGGAACACAGUGUCGACGCGGUGAACGCCUCGAUGACGUCGGGCGUCGACACGGCGGCCGGUGGCGCCAACGGCCCCUACCCCGUCGUCUCGCGCCCGGUCGGCCGCAGCGGCUCGCGUGUCUAUGCUGGCAUGCAGCCGCAGCGCUCGCUCGUCCCGCCGUUUGAGCUGCAGAACCGCUCGCUGGUUCUUCCGCUCGGCGGCGAUCCGCAGCGCCCGGGACAGCCGCCGUGCUUGGAGUGCAUGAUGCGCGACGAGGACAUGAUCGACGUGCAGGUCACCGAUCCUGCCGUGUGGGAGCGCGAGAGCGACGCCGAGUUCUACGAAGCGAUCCGCCAAGAGCACCAGGAGCGCAUCUCGAACGAGACGCCCAAGAGCCCGGCGGGCCUGCGCCUGACACGUGUGCAUGUGAAGAAGGUCGCGAUGGGCGACACGCUCUCCGCGUCGAACCUCAAGGAGCACACGGCGGCGCUGCGCAUGUCGAGCUCGCAGCGCGCGCGCGUCAUCCACCUAUUUGUGGCCGACCAGCGGCGAUUGCUGGGCUUUGAGGACGAGCCGCCGCUGCCUGCGCCACCCGCGCCGGCAUCGGCGGCUGCGCCUGCGCCUGCGCCCGCGCCUGCAAUUCCCGUGCCCCUGCCCAUGACCGCGCCGACGAGCACUUCACCUCGGUCGCCGCCGGUCUCGCCGCGGCGUGCGCCGCCCGUCGCGUCGUCGCAAAGCAUGGCGGGUCCGUGGGGCGUCCCUGGCCUCGCGUCGGCUGUGCCGAACGUACCGAGCAUGGUGCCGACGGCGACCAAUGUCCUGAGCGUCGUGCCCGGUGCGCCCGGCCUCCCGUCUGGCGUCUCGCCGGGUCUGCCGCCGACCGUCUCGCCUGCGCGCCCGAUGGUGACGAGCACGCCGCCGCGGCGUAUGGACUAUGGGCCGACGACGCCGCAGAGCGACCUGCGCCCCCCCGAGCGCCCCUUUGCGCGCGGCACGCGUACCGGCUCGCCCGGCACGCAUAGUGCUGCUGGCUACACGUCGCAGGCGUCGCAGAUCGACAGCGACUCGUCGAUGGUCGACAUGCACCUCGGCCUCGACAGCGGGCGCCGCGACGUGUCCGGCCGGCUCGAUGCGCCGAUGCAGGACACGCCCGAGAGCGCGCCAGUCGCUGCGUUCGAGAGCGAAUCUGACCACGACGAGGGUCGGUACGACGACAAGCACCGGCGGCAGUCCUUUAAAGGCUUCUUCCGCAAGAUGGUCACGGGCAAGCCGCCGCCCCUUCCUGUGUCUCCGAACCAGGAUGUGCGCCGGCACCGCAAGACGCGGUCGUCGGUCACCGAUGUGACCGAGUCGCCCGACACCUCCUGGGCGGAAAACGACGAAGGGCAACGCCCGCACUUUUGGCGCAAACUCGGCAAGUCGCCCAAGUCUGCGGCGUCGCAUACACGCCGCUUCCCCUCGUCGCAGAUGCCGCCGCUCCCGACGGACGCCGAGGCCGUCUCGCGCGCGCGCGAGCGGUCCACUAGCGCAUAUGCGCGGCCGCAGCGCCCUCAAUACGAGCCGCCCCCGCCCGGCUCCAACUGGCUGCUGGACAGCAUGCGCGAUGGAUAG